This is a messenger RNA of Xylaria bambusicola, 1487 nucleotides long. RefSeq lists its product as uncharacterized. The transcript is spliced from 3 exons. The record is from RefSeq and is a predicted model, not a curated record. Lineage: Eukaryota; Fungi; Ascomycota; Sordariomycetes; Xylariales; Xylariaceae. The coding region runs from base 363 to 1163 and encodes 266 amino acids.
ACGAACCUCUCUUGUUCCACCACCCGCGUAAACAGCCUCAUUCUUAUACCUCUGGGGGAUCAUUUCCUUUUUCUCACUUUUUUCCUACUUCUCUUUUCCUUCCAUUGCUCUUCUUCAAACCAAUUAUUUCCUUUUUCCCUUCUCGAUUUUCUAUUCUUGUCUUCUGGGAACGGGUAUUAUCUGAUUGGGUUUGGGAUUUUCCUUCAGCACGAUCUCAAAUCGCAUAGUAUAGAUAUCAAUCUGCCUAUACUAUAACAACAAGGAAGAAACGGGUCAAGGAAAACAGUUCAAUUUUCUCCGGACCAAUCUUUAUUACCUAAGAACUUCAACCUUGUCAUCCUCACUUCAACCCCGAAAUCAAGAUGUACGGCUCAACAAUAUUAGCCACCUUCCUGGGUGCCUCGACCGUUUUCGCCGCGCCAACCUGGCCACUUCUUCACCCGGGGCUCACCAAUACCGUUGGACAUGAGACUGUAGCAGACUACUUCAACCUGUUGGCGCAGAAGAUCGAUAUCGCCAAGCUGUCUAAGAGCAUACCAAAAUGUGACAUCUCCAAGGCCAAGAUUCCAACCUUGGCUGCCAACCCUCUCCCAACACCAGACUCAGGGCUCGUAGUAAAGCACGUAGCUAUCGGUCGUGGCACGCAGAACUAUACCUGUGAUGCCAGCAAGCCAACAGAGGCCCCCACGGCCAACGGCGCUGUAGCAACCCUUUUCGACGCCUCAUGCAUAGCAGCCGCCUACCCCGAUCUUCUGCACAUGCUCCCCAAGCUGGCGCUGCAAUUCGACCUUCCCUACAGCCCGCUCUCCGACGACAACUCGAAGAAGAUGGGGCCCACCGAGCUCAUCGUGUCAGGGAAGCAUUUCUUCACCAACUCGACGACGCCCUUCUUCAACCUUGACACGAAGCGCAAGCAGAUCGGCGAGGCCCCUUGCUCCAAGCUCAACGCAACCGCUGCCCCUGCCGACGCGCCCAAGGGCCGCAAGGGCGAGAUCGCCGUGCCCUGGCUGCGUCUUGCCGCCAACCCGGAUGCCACGGGCGGUCUGCACCAGGUCUUCCGCGUCGAGACGGCCGGCGGCAGCUCCCCCGCCACAUGCGAGGGCCAGCCCGCCGCGUUCACGGUAGAAUACGCGGCUGAAUACUGGUUCUACGGCUCUACCUAAAUACAAACAACACCACCACAGAGAAAGAAAUGGACGAUGAGACCAGGAAUAAGACGUAUAUAUAUACAGCACACGCACCGAGAAUCCCCUUACUUAACUCGGGAACGUGCAUAAUGGGAACAAAGGGGUGUAGAGGAGAAAGACACCCCACCUCCUUACUCACUGGUCACGAUAUGAAUGUGGAUGAGAUGAGAAAACUCACGAAGGAAGUGAGAGAGAGGAGAACAUUAGGGCGUUUUGUGCGGAAACUUUAUUUUUUAACUAUUUGCCUUUUUUUAUAUUGAUUCCCCUUCUUCGAAUAUACUUUUUCUAUUCCCCCCCCCC